GUUUAUGUCAAGACGAGGCUGUCAAAAAAUGGAGUUUUAUCAUGUCGCUGAUGAAUGAGCAUCGAAAAUUGGCUUAAUUUGUCCACAGGGUCAACACCAUCAGCAGUCGUAAGAUAUCAGGACUUUCACCAGCCAUUGUUUAGCGGACUGACAUCACACAAGAUAGCAGAAAACCUAAUAGCUCGGUGGGAAAAUGGACACAGAAGAGGAUUAAAUUGUUUAAUAUCUUUUUCUAAUAGAGAAAGGAGGUGUUAGUUGUUUAAAUAAUUGUGUUGAAGAAAUAACUUAACCUGAGAAAAGCAAUGUAAAAAAAGCCUGUUAAGGGAUGAUGUAUCAGGACAGUGUAUAAGUCGUUCAUUAUUCAUUGAUGGUUUUUAAGAUGAGAAGGUAUUUAGCUAGAUGAAAGAAAGAAAAUACAAUGAAAAAAUGAAAUAUAAAUAGAGGGAUAUUAAAUAAAUCUCCUAGUUUAUGAAUGAAAUUUAAGUUAUAAAAUUCAUGUAGUGGAAAGGAAAAUUAGAAUAACAUUACCUGCAUCAAUACAUACGAUGUGUAUGAUCUACAUCAUUUGUUGUAAGGCGAUCAACUGAUGCCUGGUAAAAAAUUGGAGCUUGUAACUUAUUGAUGUGAAAACCAGAAAGCCAGACUCUCUAGGCUGUUUAUUAUACUGAGAAAGAUAAAAGUGAAUGCAUCAUCAUAUUUAUAUGGAUAGAUAAUAUCUCAGGUGUGGUUAUGACAUAAUAAUGACAUUUUUGAACUGGUGAAAGUUAAGCUUGUCAGAUUGAAACUAGGGACGGAAUACAUGUCAGUGUAAUGGUGUGUAAUAAUGUUGUUCAUGUAUGUAUGACCGAGUUAUAUAGUGUAGGCAAAUACAUUGAUUGCAUAUCACAUCGUUAAAUCAUGUUGAAAGUGCCCAGUGUCAAAUGAAACACAGUUUUAAGUGGGUUUUUGAGUGCAGAUUCAUGUUGGCAUUAUUGUUAAGUGUGGGAUGUGCAUUAAAGGAUUAAGAAAUUGCUGAGUUGAUGCUUAAUCUGGUGGGUAAAAAAUAUAUUGUCACUAACAGUGUGUUUGAAGUUAGUAUAUGAUACACAGGUGCUAAUAUAUAUUUAUAAAUGAGGAGAUUUAAGUUGUCAUUGUGUAAACUUUUUGAGAUAUAGACAUAUUGAAAUAAUAAUCAAAUUUAUGAAUAACAAUAUGAACGUUUGCUUCUAUGGAUUAUUACUAGUAGAUCUAAAAAUGUGAGAAAUGGCCAAAAAUUACGGCAGUGAGGGAGACCUCGUUACCAAGCAACCAAGUUCUUUAAAGGGCAGCGUUAUUUUCUCCCUUUCUACAGGAGAUAUGGGAAAGGGACGUGAAGUCGCGGGGGCAGGAAUUGGAGAGGGUUACCAUGACAGUGGUAAAGUAGGGUGUUCAGGAUCUGACAUGUAUAACCUAAAGUCAAGCUCUUUAAAAACAGGGUCUCGAGUGAGCUUUGCCGAUUUUGACGACCAAGGCAACAUGAUAAAAACGUGUAGUGAAACUGAGCUUAACCACGAACCUUCUAUUUUAACAGUGAAUUUGGGUCGUAGUUUGUCAUACUCAGCCAUCGAGCGGACUAAUGACCUCAGUGACAAUACCCAGGAUUUGUUUAGCCCGGAUAUUGUUUACAGUUCCCGUGGUUACGAUACUUAUUCUCUUGGCUCUCUUGAUAGUCGUUUGUCAACAAGCCCGAUACAAGAGGUUGCGGAACACUUUGAGAAUGAACACGAGGGGGACAUUUUGACAGAAAUACCUCUGAGCAAUGACUGUUCCAAUUGUGGUAGUGAACACUGUAGUGACAAAUGUGACGAACUCUUUCAACAAAGGUGCUCCAUCUCUCAUAGUAGAUCAAGUCCAUCGAUAUCCCCGCCUAAACUAGUCCCCACAGGAAAACCUCCAUUACCCAACGGGAAAUCCAAGCACCGGCCGUCAGGGAAACAGUCAUGGCUUCUGAGGUUGUUCGAGUCGAAGAUGUUUGACAUGUCCAUAGCAAUCUCCUACCUUUUCAACUCGAAAGAACCUGGCGUGCAAUCUUACUUAGCCAACAAGAUGUUCAGUUUUGUGGACCGAGAUGUGGAUUUCUACCUGCCGCAGCUUCUUAACAUGUACAUCCACAUGCACGAUGUCGCGGAGGCCGUUCACCCGUACCUUAUUCACAGGUGUCGUAAAAGUGUAGAAUUCAGUAUGAAAUGUGUUUGGCUGUUGGGAGCGUUCUCGGCAGAUGUUCUCAAACCAACGUGGCGGACCUCACAGGGGAUCAAGCUCCGAAACCUCAUAGUUAAUGAAGAACUCAGCCACCAUAUUCACAAGCAUGGUCACCAUAGAAAUAUGUUGCUCCAUGCCCCACCCCCUGCCACACCUAAACACUCCCCAGCAGGAUCUCACCACCCACCAACUCCUGGCAAGAAGACCCACACCCGUUCUAGAUCUGAUGCUACAGGUAUUUAUGUAAAGCAGAGCAACAGCCAGUCGACGAACACUUUACAUACAAUGGCGUGCGGGGACCUGGCGACGGGCCGAGCGUUCGAUAAUGGUUGCAUUUGUCACCAAAGUACAGAGGGCGUGAGAAAUGACCUCACAGGGAAAAAGGUCAUCUGCAAUUGUGGGGCAGCCAGACUGGCCCCACAGGUGGAGUUUGUGAAGGUGUUGAUGAGUAUAGGCUCCAGACUACAGCAGCUACCCACCAAAGAACUCCGAGGUUCCCGACUGAUGGCUGAGCUAGCCAUGAUGAACCUCAACCUACCGGCUCGUGUGUGGCUACCCACCAUACAGUUUGACCAUCACGUUGUCCGUAUACCGCACACACAGAGUGUUGUCCUCAACUCAAAAGAGAAGGCACCAUACUUGGUCUACGUAGAAGUAUUGGAAUGUGAAAACACGUUGACGAGCCAAGUGCCAAACAAGAUACUCGAAAAUACUCUUCGAUACACAAGAUCAGAGGAGGAUUUGGUCACCUUCUAUCACCAUGGGAACACGUCACCGAGGGAUUUCAGUGUCUAUGGCAACCUGAACGACUUCGAUGAUGCGGAUUGCUGGUCACAGGAAGAUGAUGAAAUUCUGCAGAUUCAGAUGUCGAUGAGAAGCAAGUCAAGUGACACAAUCUCCCAGUUCUCGAUAGAGAGUUCCACCAGUGGUGACAGCAAGGACCCGGUCUACAUCGCCGCUGGAGACAUUCGCAGGAGGCUCUCUGAGAACAUCAGCGCUCCGAAGGGGAAAUUUGAGCGUGACCCAGAGGACCCGUCAGCAGCUGCUAUGAAGGAACCCUGGGAGGAAAAGGUGCGACGUAUACGAGAAUCAUCACCAUAUGGGCACCUGCCGAACUGGAGACUCAUGUCUGUCAUUGUCAAGUGCGGGGACGAUCUCCGACAGGAACUGAUGGUCUACCAGGUUCUCAAACAGCUGCAGGCAUUCUGGAACCAGGAGCAUGUCCCACUGUGGAUCAGGCCAUACAACAUCGUUGUCACGUCCAACAACAGCGGCAUGAUAGAACCUGUCCUCAACGCUGUCUCCCUUCAUCAGAUCAAGAAGCACAGUAAGAUGACACUGCUGCAGUACUUUGAACAUGAAUUUGGGCCACAAAACAGUGAGGAAUUUCUCACCGCUCAGAAGAACUUUGUCCAGAGCUGCGCGGGCUAUUGCCUUGUCUGCUACCUCAUGCAGGUUAAAGACAGACACAAUGGUAAUAUCCUGCUGGAUUCUGAGGGCCAUAUCAUCCAUAUUGACUUUGGCUUCAUCCUCUCCACCUCACCCGGCAAAAACCUUGGAUUUGAAAACUCAGCCUUCAAACUUACACAUGAGUUUGCUGAGGUGAUGGGAGGAGAAGGUAGUGACAUGUUUGAAUACUUCAAGAUACUCAUUCUCCAAGGCCUUGUAGCCUCGCGUAAACACAUGGACAAGAUCAUCCCCCUGGUGGAGAUCAUGCAGACAGGUUCACAGCUGCAGUGUUUCAGCAAGGGUGUUAGCACGAUACGAGCCCUGAAGGAAAGAUUCCACCUUAAUCUUACCGAGGAACAACUACAGCUUCUAGUGGACAAUAUGGUGGAAUCUAGCCUUAACUCUUUAACCACCAAACUUUAUGAUGGAUUCCAAUACUUGACCAAUGGUAUUUUAUGAUCAGUGCUUAGGUUAAGUAGUAGUAUGACGAAAUAACCAUUUUAUCUUGUGAUGGUUUAGAAGUCAGAUUCAAGCAGUGAAUGGGUUUGAUUGAGAUUUAGUGGAAUGUAGCCUCAGUAUUGGAAAUGUGGUGGACUGUAGACCCAGUGUUGUUGAUAUUGGUCAUAUGUUGUAUGGGAAUUGAUCAUGUGAUGGUAAACAAGCGAGAUACAAAUCCUUACAUGGUGGAGUGCUAGAUUUUAGUGGACUGUAACCUCUGAACAGCAUUGAGAAGAGUAUAUGACUGAAUUGAGUGAAUUUGAACCUAAUCAUGGAUACAUUGUGUAAAGACUGGCAUAGAUACUACUGGAUGGAUAAUUUUUCAAUGUAAACAUGGUAUGGAACAAACAUUAUCGUGCUGGAUGAGAUUAACUGUAGACCUAUAUUGGGGAAUUGGCAGUGAUGGUGGAAAGAGAUGAUGUGUCACCUUCUGAAACUUGUAUACACAGGAUGUGAAACCCAUGACUUCGACUCAUAAUUUGUUGUGAUGCAUGAUGAGAAGAAAAGGGACGUCUUUUUGAAAAGAAAGAAUGAAUACUGCUGAUCAUCAUGUUGAAUUAUUGAUUAAAAGGGACCCAAGUUGCAAUCACUUACAGUGAUAUCCACAAUGGGGCUGGCUUAUCAGCUAGCAUACCACAAAUUGUCAUAAGAUCAAGAUGUAGUUAAGAUUGCUGGUCACAAUUAAAUUACCAAUGAAAUAAUAUGUUACGAAAUAAAUCAUAUUACUUGUUUAGAUUACCAAUUCAGAAAAGUGAUCAUACAGUAUGAUACGUUAUUUAUAAGAGGUUCCCAAAAUAUAUUAGCAUGUUGGACAAGUGGAUUUACCAUGCUUGAUGGUGUUUAUUUGCAUUGUAAUUAAUUGUUGUACCGUAUAUCAAUUUUUAAAAUGGCACAUCAAUGCAACGUUUUGUACCCAGCCUGGGUUGUUUUACUUGAGCUGUUAAUGAAUGAAAUGAAGCAAGUUUUCCAUGCAAUUUUAUUUAGUAUUUUAUUCUCAUUAUCAUACCAAAUCAAUUAUAAAAGCCUCCUAUAACAAGCUUUUUAUUCAAUUUUAAUUAUAUUUUUACCUUGGUCACCAGUUCAAAAUUUGGAAAAACAGUGCCAGACUUUAAACUUCCCAUAAAUUUUAAUUAAAGGACAUAAAUUAACAAAAUCAACCCACCUGUCUUUUAAAACUGUCACAAUUUCGCAUGAGAAUUUAAAAGAUUUUAUCCUUUUUGCCAUAGCAUAAACGCUACUGGUUUCAUAUGAACUUAGCAUUUCAAGCUGUUUGAUGAAUAGCUUUUAAAAAUAGCAUGAUCACAACCUAAACUCUUUGAAGUGUCGAAAACUUACUGUUCGAGCUUUGUUUGGGUAAUUACAAUGACUGCCUCUUUGUCACAAAAUGCUAUUGUGAUCUAUUGACAAGUAAACUUUUCCAAGUCUAUUUGCUAACAGUUGUAAAGCGGAAAAUGUCAAGGGGACAUAAGUCAUUAUCUUGGAUAAGUCAUUGUUUAUAUUCAUAGUGUUUCAGGCGUUUAUUUAAACCAAAUCAUUGCUGUUUUUCAGUAUCAUUAAAAUCAUAUUUAUAAAGCUAAACUAGUGUACACACUCGAAUGAAAUAAAGCAAUUCACAAUUCACAAUUGGAUUUUAAUGAGAUUGCUGUUGGGCUGUUUUUGUUUUAAACAAAAUUGUUUUACCUUAUUUAUACUAACAAAGUCAGAAUCGUGUUUCAGGAAGUUGUUGGUGAAAAACCAACCAGUGCUAUAAGCAAACUCAAUGCAUUGAUGAUUUUUGUUUAUAUAUAAUAUAUUUUGUGUGUCAAAUAACUGUUUUUGUCCAUUUUUGAUUAUUAUCAGCCAUUUUUCAUUGUGUGUAUGUUUUAACAAGAAUGAACUGGCACCUGGCUUGAAAAACUGAUGAACAGCUGUAUGGUAGCCUGUACGGUUAUCGCAAUCUGAAAGAUUUUCCUCUUUAGAGCAAAUGUGAAAUUAAAUUUGUUUGAGUGGAUGUUUUUAUUAGCUCCUCUGUGUUUCAUUUUAUAAUAGAUGUGAGAUUAUGCUAGCUGUGGCAUGUUGAUGGCAGCAACUGUUUUGCUCAAAAACUUCAACCUUGGCCAUAACUCGAAAAGUGUUAAGAUAUUAAUAGAUAAAAAUACAAAGAUAUUAAGUAUUUAGCAACGCCACAAGUAUAUACUUAUUCAUUUUACUUCAAGGCUGAUAAAAUAUGUGACCAUAAAAGUAACAUUGACACCAGGUUUGAUAUUUAAGGAUUCCAAGCCUUCACCUUUGAAAGUUUUCUUAAACAUUAUGGAUUUUUUUGUACUUACAAGGACUCUAUUUUGGAUGUUUUAGCAUUCUUUUAGGGAAAUAAUAUACUUCUGAAUUUCCUUAGAUGGAAGCACUGAGUAGCAAUGGCCUGCCUGGCACAUCUCCUACCUACCUUGGAGAAUAAUCAAUAGAACAGCGCCUCUGUUGAAAAUUGAAUCCCUGAAGUCCAAAAGAAACUCAUACAAAAAUUAGGUAUGAAAUGAAAUGUGUUGUAUGUUGAUAAGUAUGAAUGGCACUUAGCGGUUUAAUUUAUUGAUUGUAAAUCAUAAUUCAUAGAGGCAUUUUAUCAAACAUUCAGUAUUCAUCUUUUAUAUACAUUAUGUCAUAUUGCAAUUUAAUCAAUGCAACUGCUGUUUUAUUCAAAUGUAUUCUAAAAUAUAUAUAUGUAAGUAAAAUAUUUGCUAGAUGUCUGAACAAACUUUUGUGUUGCUUUUUGUUCAUGUUUUGAAACUAUUUCCCCAUCUUCUGUUACCCACCAUCAUUCAGAUGUUACAGAAUGGGUCAAUCUGGGUAUUUGAUGGUGCUUUUCCCAAGUAUAAUGCAUAACAAAAUCCAUACACCAAUAUCGCUCAUUGUUCUGUACACAUAUAACACCUCUGUGCUCUCGUUUGCGUCCACCUACAGAGCAGCAGGUCAAACGUUUGAGUCACAUUAGGUGCCUGUUCUGAUAUGGCUGGUUGCAGACCUAGCAGAUCAUUAAAUAAUGGGUGCCGAUAGCCUUACUGACAGAUAGUUUUUAGGAGUAAAGAUGUUCAUUGAUCAUUGUUCUGACCGGCUGGCCCUUAAUUCAGACGGGUGACACUAUCAUAAAUGCACAUACUGUAUAUUACUGAAAAUUAUAUCUACUACUUAACAUUACAAUAGUGUCAAAUUAGAAAAGCUUAAUGAAAAAUAUCCCCUUAAUUCAAAUGAUUUGUAAUCAACAGUUGCCUAGUUCGCUUUAUUAUGACUGUCUCUGCAUUUUUCUGUCAGAUUUACCAAUAUUGACACGAGUCACACUUCACCUUCCUUAUCGAAACCCUUGAACGCCAGGUUUUAAAUUUGUGUUUGGUUAUAUUUUUUAACACGGAACAUACAGUUUCCCUGAAUACCAUUCUAUCAUAUAACCUCUUGUAGAAAAUAACAAAAAACAAAAUCAUUUCAUUCAGUAUCUUUAUUUUGGAGAUCUCAUAGGGAAGCACUUGAUGGAACCGAUAGAACACAGAAAAUUAAAAUAUAUUCCGAGUUGUUGAAGAAAACCCUCAUUUCGGUGGUUGACACUAGACUAGUUUCCCACCCCAUUAUAUCACCGUCAAAUUGUUUGUAAGCGCAUGAUCACUGUGUAUAGAAUCAUGCUCUCUCAUUGUUUUAGUGAUCACUUGCCUUUCUGUGUUAAAUUUUAAACAUCUCUGUGGAUAAAGUCACUAUUAUUUUAUGUAUUGAGCAGAAUCUGUGAAAAAUUAAA
Molecule: messenger RNA, 7921 nt
Organism: Mya arenaria
Lineage: Eukaryota; Metazoa; Mollusca; Bivalvia; Myida; Myidae
Product: phosphatidylinositol 4-kinase beta-like
Exons: 16
Coding region: 1243-4128 (961 amino acids)
Biological process (GO): phosphatidylinositol-mediated signaling; phosphatidylinositol phosphate biosynthetic process
Cellular component (GO): cytoplasm; membrane
Molecular function (GO): 1-phosphatidylinositol 4-kinase activity
Source: RefSeq, a predicted model, not a curated record